AAAUGGUGGUCGCUAAUGAUCUCUCCUCCAAGAUUCUCCCCAGAGUUCUCAUCGUCUCUCGCCGGACUCUACGCAAGAACAAAUUCGUGGACUUCGUAGGAGAGUACCAUCUCGAUCUCAUCGUCUCGUACGGCGCCGUCCCUGUCAUCGUGCCACGUGUCGUCGGGAUCCACUCUCUGCUCCAGAGCUUCGAGCCCAUCCAUGGCGUCCUCCUCUGCGAAGGAGAAGACGUCGACCCUUCUCUCUACGCCGGCGCUGAACUCCCGGGACUCUCGCAGGAGGACAUGGAGGAGAUCAGGAGAUUGCACGCAGGAGACACGACCAUCGACCGAGAGAAAGACAGCAUCGAGCUGACUCUGGCCAGACUCUGUCUCGAUAGAAACAUUCCUUUCUUAGGCAUUUGUCGUGGCUCUCAGAUUCUCAACGUCGCCGCCGGAGGAACUCUCUAUCAAGACAUCGACAAGGAAAUCGGAACCACGACGAAACAUAUAGACUACGACAACUACGAUGAGCACAGGCACGCGGUCAGUGUCGUGGGAGAGACGCCGUUGCACAAGUGGUUCGACGAGAUGGAGAUAAUGGUGAACUCGUAUCACCAUCAAGGUGUGAAGAGAUUGGCACAGCGUUUUGUGCCCAUGGCGUACGCUCCUGAUGGUUUGGUCGAAGGGUUCUACGAUCCGAAUCGAUAUGAUCCAGAGGAAGGUCAGUUCUUGAUGGGUUUGCAGUUCCAUCCCGAGAGGAUGAGGCUCUCUGGCUCCGACGAGUUUGAUUAUCCUGGAUGCGCUUAUGCUUAUCAGGAGUUUGUGAAAGCUGUCACCGCAUUUCAAAAGAAACAAGUAAACGCAACAGAGAUGGUGAGGAAGAAGAUGACGCUCGUCAAAAGCUUCUCGGUAUCCGAGUUUCAAGAGGCGAACACGGUUCUAAGCAAGCAACAAGAGAAUAGGCUGAAGCAGAUGGGAGCGACGGUGAGGAACUCGUGUGUGUAUAUGAAAAGGAUGAAAAGGAAAGAGGAGCAAGAGAGAGCAAUGGACAAAUUGUCAGCAGAGCGUCUAUCUGACCUGCUUUCCUUCCAUCGUAUGAUGGCUCGUCUUUGCUCCGAUGCCAUCAAUAGGAAGCUGCUAGAACCUGCAGAUAGGAUCAUUGAGUCCUCCUCUUUCCUCAACUAU
Molecule: messenger RNA, 1166 nt
Organism: Thlaspi arvense
Lineage: Eukaryota; Viridiplantae; Streptophyta; Magnoliopsida; Brassicales; Brassicaceae
Source: the annotation of a GenBank genome assembly